AUGGGGCUUGCGCUGUGGCUUGUUCCGCGCAGCUCGGGGUUCAGCGAUGCGGUGCGAGACGAGAUGGCGCGGCUGCGGGCUGCGAACGCUGGUGUGAGCUCGGGCGAGUUUGGGAUCCACGCGACGCUGCUUGCGGGCUUGGGGGAUAGAGAGAUCAGUGGGGAGGCGUUGAGGGAUGUUGCUGACGAAGCUGUGAAGGCGUGGAAGAAGCAGCACGCAGGGGAGCUAGAAGGGGGACUCACCGUCGGGCUGAAGGACGUCACAACCAGAGGGUCCUACUUCCAGUGCAUCCUCAUCGCCCUCGCCCAAACCCCUGCCCCCCUCGCGCUCAACACCAUCACCCGCCGUCACGUAGACCACCACUUUCCCCCACCAGAUCCCCCCGCCUCAAGCGAAGCCUACUUCCCACACAUCUCACUCCUCUACGCCUCGCUCUCGGCCACCGAAGCGCAGACUCAAAUCCAAGAUAUGCGCCAACAGCGAAUCUUUACAGAUCUCGGAAAGGAAGCCAUCAGCUUCAAAGGCUUCCCGCAGGUCACGUUCGCAGCGGUCGACGUGUACGAUUGCACGGGCAAGCCUGAGGAUUGGGUCAAGUUGCAUUCCAUCCCUCUCUGA
Molecule: messenger RNA, 615 nt
Organism: Sporisorium graminicola
Lineage: Eukaryota; Fungi; Basidiomycota; Ustilaginomycetes; Ustilaginales; Ustilaginaceae
Exons: 3
Coding region: 1-615 (204 amino acids)
Biological process (GO): cyclic nucleotide metabolic process
Molecular function (GO): 2',3'-cyclic-nucleotide 3'-phosphodiesterase activity
Source: RefSeq, a predicted model, not a curated record